AUUCUCAGGAGAAGGGGACAGCCGAAGAUUCAAUUGGGGUUGGGAGAGGGCAGGCACGGUUGGGGACCUUCUGUUGGUGAAGCUCUGAAAUUCCUCUUUCGUUCCGGUUCUAAUCUUCUAGGGUAUCUGUGGUCCUCAGUGACCCUCUUUUGGCUGGCCUACCCCGGGACUUUGACUACUGUGUUUCUCAUCUCUGCUCAUCUCCUUCACUCUCCAUCACAUCUUGGCCUGCUAAGGAGAGGGGCAAGUACUCACCACCUCUUGGAGAGCCUGGGUCCUCCUCAGACAAGGCUUUGGACUGUAUGACCCACUGGUCCACGACCUUGGAGCCUGAGAUCGUAAACACUGCUUCUGAACAAGCAGUGAAGUCUGUGGCCUGGCAGAAGGAGUGGGAUUCAGCACCUCAGCCUCAGGAGGCUACAUCCUAUUCCAACUCAGACUUGAGCAAGGACCAAUGUCAUGACCAGGAACUUGUGAAGAGGAACCACAGCAUAGUCAAGAAAUCCCUGGAGCCCAGCUCUUCCAAAGUAAAAGUUAAGAACACCAUGCUGAUUCCUGACUCUCAGAAGCUCUUGCGAUGUGAACUGGAGUCCCUCAGGACCCAGCUGCAGGCUCAGAGCAAGGCUUUCGAGUUCCUGAACCACUCCGUAACCAUGCUGGAGAAGGAGAGCUGUCUGCAACAGAUCAAGAUCCAGCAGCUCGAAGAAGUGCUGAACCCCACGAGUCGCCAAGGAGAGGAUGGCCGUAAGUGGAGCAAAGAGCAGACCCAACACGAGCUGUAUGGGGCCCUGGCUCAAGGCCUGCAGGGGUUGCAGAAGACACUGAAGGAAGGUGAGGAAUUGCAACGGUCCCGUACCACUCGCUGCCUGCAGCUGUUGGCCCAGGAGAUCCGGGACAGCAAGAAGUUCCUGUGGGAGGAACUGGAGCUGGUGCGGGAAGAGGUGACUUUCAUCUAUCAGAAGCUCCAGAACCAGGAGGACGAGAUCUCAGAGAAUCUCCUGAAUAUCCAGAAGAUGCAGAAAACACAGGUGAAGUGCCGCAAGGUUCUUACCAAGAUGAAGCAGCAGGCAUGUGACUCAUCUUCAUGGCCAGAGGCUGAGGGGGUGCCCGCAGACAGCGGUGGUUGCUGGAAGGAUGACCUCCAGAAGGAGCUGAGUGACAUAUGGUCUGCUGUUCACAGUCUGCAGAGCUCCAUCGACUGUCUUGCUUUGUCCAUGGGCACCAGACCAAAGGCUUCCAGUCUCAGGGGCCAGAAAGGACACCAGUGCCAGAGUUCUCAGUGCCCCUCCUGGGACUCCGAUUCUGACUGGGAGAGACCUUUCAGCAAGAGCGGAUCCUACCCUCCCGGUACAGACCCUACUCAACCCCUCUCCAUCCCUUACCAUCUGGCCCACUUGUGAUUCCCACAGUGUAGGCCUUGAGGCUAGCACUGUACCUGGGCAUUUGGUCCCUGGCUGGCAACCCUGAGUUCUCCUGGUUCAAACCAGACCACGACCUACCUUCUCUCCCCAUAGCUUGAGCAGCUGGGACUGCUUGCCCUGAAGACCCCUCCAGAGAGAAAAUAAACUAGCUGAGACCUUCGUCCACCCUGGACUUUUGCACCUGCUGGUUCAAGAGUCUGGGGUCCUCCCCAUGCCAACCCCAGAUAACUCUGGUAUCUCAAAGGAGGCACUUUUCAGGAUGUGUGGACAGUGAUCAAGAUUUAGGGUGUAUUAGUUGGGCAUGUAUGUGAUACAAGCACUAGGGAGGUAGGUGGAAGGAAGGUCACUUUAAAGUUAACACAGCCAAGUAUGAGACCAGCCUGAGCUACAGAAGACCUUGUCUCAAAAUCAAAGUGGGCCUGCCAAAUGGCUCACUGGGUAAAGGCACUUACUGCCAAGUCUGAAGACCUGAGUUUGAUCCUAGGGACCCUCAUGGUGGUAGAGAACUGGCUCGUGCAAGUUGUCCUCCAACCUAUAAAUGCACACCGACACACACCCCAAUAAAUAAAUGUUCUUAAAACCUU
Molecule: messenger RNA, 2005 nt
Organism: Rattus norvegicus (Norway rat)
Lineage: Eukaryota; Metazoa; Chordata; Mammalia; Rodentia; Muridae
Source: RefSeq, a predicted model, not a curated record